AAUUGUAGUAUUAGUCUUCCUUUUAGGAUUCAACCUUUAAGAUUUAACUCAACAAUAUGCCUAGAAAGCCCUCCUCAGAAUAAUAGUUAUGAUGUAGAUGUGGGAUUUAUUACCUUUUCAAACUGCUCUUUUACCAUUAGUAAAACUUCAUCCCUCUGCCCCGCUCCUGGACAAGUUUUUAUAUGUGGAGGAAACAUGGCCUUCACGGCCUUGCCUAUCAAUUGGACCGGGCUAUGUAUACAAGCUAUCCUCCUCCCUGAUAUUGACAUUGUCCCAGGAGAUGAGCCCGUCCCCCUGCCCUGCCUUGAGUAUAUUAGCGGCCGCAGUAAGCGCGCGGUUCAGUUCAUCCCCCUACUCAUAGGUCUAGGAGUCACAGGAGCCGUGGCCACCGGCUCAGCAGGUCUAGGAGUAGUGGUCAACUCAUAUGUUAAACUUUCUAAUCAGCUGAUUGAUGAUGUUCAAGCCCUUUCCGGAACCAUCAAUGACCUUCAGGAUCAAAUAGACUCCCUAGCGGAGGUUGUCUUACAGAAUAGAAGAGGCUUAGACUUACUCACAGCAGAACAGGGAGGGAUAUGCUUAGCCCUACAGGAACGUUGCUGUUUCUACGCCAACAAGUUUGGAAUCGUCCGAGACAAAAUCAAGAAACUAUAGGAAGACCUGAUAAAGCGGCGGAAAGAACUGUUCGAGAACCCUCUCUGGAGCAGACUAAACGGACUUCUCCCCUACCUU
Messenger RNA from Pipistrellus kuhlii (Kuhl's pipistrelle), 729 nucleotides. Its product is annotated as syncytin-2-like. The record is from RefSeq and is a predicted model, not a curated record. The transcript has a single exon. Bases 196 to 651 code for a protein of 151 amino acids. NCBI's taxonomy places the organism in Eukaryota, Metazoa, Chordata, Mammalia, Chiroptera, Vespertilionidae.